Molecule: messenger RNA, 1452 nt
Organism: Gracilinanus agilis (Agile Gracile Mouse Opossum)
Lineage: Eukaryota; Metazoa; Chordata; Mammalia; Didelphimorphia; Didelphidae
Product: zinc finger protein 883-like
Exons: 1
Coding region: 1-1452 (483 amino acids)
Source: RefSeq, a predicted model, not a curated record
AUGGAAAUCAUUAAAGAUUACCAGGUAAAAGAUCUUAAGGAAAAGGAAGUCACAGAUAUCAUGCUUCUUGGCAGUUCUCAACUUCAAAAUUAUAGCAGUUUACCUUCCAAAGAAAUCGAAAGGCAGGAAAAUUCUACCAAGGACAUUUCUGAAGAGAAUAAUUCCCUAAGUACUCAGUUUAUAAACAUCAGUGAUCUUAAAGUAGAGAAGCUCUAUAUAAGUGAAGAGUGUGGAGAAGGAUUUAGUGGCAACUCAAGCUUUCAUGUUCAUCAGAGAGUUCACAUGGGAGAGAAUUUAAACCAAGGUAAAGAGUAUGACAGAAGAUUCGAUGAUACUUCAAAUUUUCAUAAUAAUCAGAGCGUCCAUAUAAGAGAGCAAUCCAAUAAAGGUGAAGAGAUGGAAAAUGUUCAUCCAAGUUCAUACAUUCCAGAUGGUCAGAGAAUACACAAAGGGGAGAAACCCUAUCACUGCAAAGACUGUGACAAAAGAUUCAAGGAUAACUCAAGCUUGCAGAUUCAUCAGAGAGUCCAUACAGGAGAGAAACCCUAUCACUGCAAAGACUGUGACAAAAGAUUCAGUAUCAAGUCAAACCUUCAUGUCCAUCAGAGAAUCCAUACAGGAGAGAAACCUUAUCAAUGUGAUGAAUGUAGGAAAUGUUUUUCUCAGAAGUCACAUCUUCUUACUCAUCUGAGAAUCCACGUAAAAGAGAAACCUUAUCAAUGCCAGGUGUGUGACAAAAGAUUCCGUUCCCGCUAUAAUUUAUACUUUCAUCAUAGACUCCACACAAGAGAGAAACCCUAUCAUUGUACUGAAUGUGGAAAGUGUUUCGGUUGGCCGUCAAAUCUUCAUGCACAUCAGAAAGUCCACACAGGAGAGAAACCCUAUCAAUGUAAUGCAUGUGGGAAAUGUUUCAGUCAAAGGCCACAUCUUCAGGCUCAUCUGAGAAUUCACAAAGCAGAGAAGCCCUUGCAAUGUAUAGAGGGUGAGAAAAGAUUCCAGAACAACUCAAGAAAAAUCCCCACAAAAGAAAAACCUCUACAAUGCAAAGAAUGUGGGGAAAGAUUUGAGAACGAAUCAAAUUUUCAUGUUCAUCAGAAAAUACACAAAGGAGAGAAAUCUCAUCCAUGCAAAGAGUGUGGGAAAGGUUUUGGAAAUAGCUCAAGCUUGCAUGCCCAUCAGAAAGUCCACACAGGAGAGAAACCCUAUCACUGCAAAGACUGUGACAAAAGAUUCAAGGAUAACUCAAGCUUGCAGAUUCAUCAGAGAGUCCAUACAGGAGAGAAACCCUAUCACUGCAAAGACUGUGACAAAAAAUUCAGUAUCAAGUCAAACCUUCAUGUCCACCAGAGAAUCCAUACAGGAGAGAAACCUUAUCAAUGUGAUGAAUGUAGGAAAUGUUUUUCUCAGAAGUCACAUCUUCAUACUCAUCAAAGAGUCCACAAUAGAAUUUGA